Stomoxys calcitrans (stable fly) is the source of this 473-nucleotide messenger RNA. RefSeq lists its product as uncharacterized. The transcript has 2 exons. The record is from RefSeq and is a predicted model, not a curated record. NCBI's taxonomy places the organism in Eukaryota, Metazoa, Arthropoda, Insecta, Diptera, Muscidae. The coding region runs from base 139 to 273 and encodes 44 amino acids.
UGAAUUGACAAAUAAAAAAAUUGAUUUAUUGGAGUUUAACCAUUAAUUAAUUUUAAACUGAACUUAAUGCGUAUAGAAGAAACUGUGUGCUUUAAUUUUAUUUCUAUUCACUUCUGUGGGAUUUUGCAAGACGCAUAAAUGCAGUUUUACACAGACUUUAAGCAAUUAAGCCACUUUGUCAUGAAUUUUUGUGUUAUUCAAAUAAAUGAACUUUUGCAAAACCUGUUCCAUGCUAUUUAUUUGGACUUUCAAAUUUUCUUCAAUAUUAAGUGAAUUAUUGAUAAUUGUUUUAAACAACCCUAAUUUUCAGUAAUAAAUGCUAAAUAUAUAAAAAAGUUUCUACGAGCUUCACUAACAAAUCAACAUCUCUACAAAAUAUUUAAAAAUUUGAAUCGAUCUCCAUAAAAUUGUACCGAAUAUCACCGCCAACCGCAACUCGGACACCAUGAUUUCCUGUAUAAAACAAACUUCUG